Molecule: messenger RNA, 1008 nt
Organism: Coprinopsis cinerea okayama7#130
Lineage: Eukaryota; Fungi; Basidiomycota; Agaricomycetes; Agaricales; Psathyrellaceae
Exons: 2
Coding region: 1-1008 (335 amino acids)
Source: RefSeq, a predicted model, not a curated record
AUGGGCAUAACUCAAGUGAACGGCGAACUGGCGUUACAACCGCUUUCCACGCUGAAACCUCUGAAGGGCAUUCGAGAGGAUAGUGAACUCUCAUGGUCAGAAGUUAACCAAGCACGACACGUCAUGAUCAAGCAGAUGAUCAAGCUGGGAGAGACAAUUUGGCAGGCCGAAGUGGUGGACUCAUUCAUCGAGAUGUAUGAGGCCUUGGACGCACACGGAAUUAGGGAAGAGGACCACGGGGAUGAGGCGGUUGCGGAAUAUCAAGCUAAUGUCAGGAGGGAAUGGCAUGACACCCUAGAGACGACCGGUGGGGCAUGGAAUAUCGGCCUCAUCAACGAGAAGUUACUACACACAAUACGGCAGCAAAUAGUCACAAGAGAAGCCACAGCGCAGGUGAAAGAGCUACGCGCCAUAGCUGCGGCAGCUGCCACCUACCAACACCGAGCCGAGACCUCAGGAAAGCGUCGACGAAGUGGAUACGAGUAUACGACACGACGUCAGCCGUCCCUGCGCCAGCCAAGAAAGCGAGGCACGAUACUGCCACGCCGCCGACACCCAUUGGCCCCAGGGGAGGACGGUUUUUUCACCGAAGCGCUACGGAGUUCCACAGCGCCCCCGUAUGCGCGGUCUGCCUUGGGCGCCACGAGCACGAUUUCGCGUCGUGCGGCAGCAGAUUGCUCUGGGAUGGAAGGACCAAGUCGUGGGCAAAACGGGGAGGCGACAAGAAACUCACCAAGCCAGACGGGGAGAGUUUGUGUUUCCAGUGGCAAGUCUCGGGAUGUGGAAGCAAACAACACCCCUCGAAACACUUCUGCUCAGGCUGCGGGAGUCCUGGACAUGGGGCUCAAAGCUGUCCUCGCGCAGAGAAGGAGUAGGCCACUCACGCCGUACAAAGUGGAGAGCUGGAAGAGGAGGAUACGGGAGUUCUCAUUGGAAACUCGCUAUCGUAAUGUGGUGGAUGGCCUGCGUCACGGCUUUGAUCUUGGGGUUCCCAUAUGGCGCAUAUAG